AUGUUCCCCGUCGACUGUCUACCCUCCCACUACGUCGAGGCUCGCGCAGAGCAAGAAAAGGCACUGCAAAAAGCAGCCGCCGAAAAGAAACCCACACACCUCACUCAAUCCAUGCCGCAACGACCUACUAUGUCGCACACUCUGUCGUCGGCAUUCUUGAGCUUCUUCCCCUCGUCAUCGGCAGCUACUUCUCCUUCGGCUACACCUCUGCCUUCGCCUGGUCUGCAGCAGUCUGCUAAGAUGAGUUGGUUUGCUCCUUUGCCCAAGGCUUCUGAGUCGGACAUUACUUGUCUUCCUCCUGCUUGGUCUUAG
Aureobasidium melanogenum CBS 110374 is the source of this 312-nucleotide messenger RNA. RefSeq lists its product as uncharacterized. The record is from RefSeq and is a predicted model, not a curated record. The transcript has 2 exons. NCBI's taxonomy places the organism in Eukaryota, Fungi, Ascomycota, Dothideomycetes, Dothideales, Saccotheciaceae. Bases 1 to 312 code for a protein of 103 amino acids.